UUCCUUGCCCCUUGACAGAUGUGGAAAUGAAUAAACGAGUGCAGGAGUCCCGGCGAUUUCUCCGACGCUUCAGAUCGAACCCGGACUAUGUGAUCACGACUGAUGAGACCUGGUUAUACUUUAGAGAUCCAGAAACCGAGGCACAGUCUGCUGUUUGGAGGCAAGCAGGGUCGCCACCUCCAGUGAAAGCCCGUGUAGGACGAUCUGCCGGAAAACAGAUGUACAUGAUGUUCGCCGACUGCAGGGGUAUGCUUCUAUGCCAUGCAGUGCCAGUCGGGACUACCAUCAAUGCAGACUAUUAUUCGAAGGUGCUGAAUCGAGAUUUUAUCCGGGCGCUGAGUACUGCAUCACGAUAAUGCAUCGUCGCAUACGGCAGCCUCCACACAGCUCACAAUAGGUGUCAUAAGAUUUGAACUCCUGCCUCAUCACCCAUAUUCCCCGGACCUUGCUCCGUUUGAUUUUUCAGUGUUCCCAGAUUUGAAACG
This is a messenger RNA of Ruditapes philippinarum (Manila clam), 485 nucleotides long. RefSeq lists its product as uncharacterized. Gene Ontology annotation, molecular function: nucleic acid binding. The coding region runs from base 27 to 356 and encodes 109 amino acids. The transcript has 2 exons. NCBI's taxonomy places the organism in Eukaryota, Metazoa, Mollusca, Bivalvia, Venerida, Veneridae. The record is from RefSeq and is a predicted model, not a curated record.